This is a messenger RNA of Cyprinus carpio (common carp), 1111 nucleotides long. RefSeq names its product collagenase 3-like. The record is from RefSeq and is a predicted model, not a curated record. The transcript is spliced from 7 exons. Lineage: Eukaryota; Metazoa; Chordata; Actinopteri; Cypriniformes; Cyprinidae. Gene Ontology annotation, biological process: collagen catabolic process; extracellular matrix organization; proteolysis. Gene Ontology annotation, cellular component: extracellular matrix. Gene Ontology annotation, molecular function: zinc ion binding; metalloendopeptidase activity. The coding region runs from base 13 to 930 and encodes 305 amino acids.
CUUACAGAGAUCAUGGGGAGGCCUUACCCGUUUGAUGGACCACAAGGCAUUUUGGCUCAUGCUUUCGCUCCCUCUUCUGGAAUCGGUGGAGAUGCACAUUUUGAUGAAGAUGAGUUUUUCACUCUCCGUUCCUCAAAAGGAUUUGUCCUGUUCUUGGUGGCUGCCCAUGAGUUUGGUCACUCUUUGGGCCUUGCUCAUUCCAACGUUCGUGGGGCUCUGAUGUUUCCCACAUAUAGCUUUACUGAUCCGGAUCGUUUCUCUCUACCCUCUGAUGAUAUCAGAGGGAUUCAGUCACUCUAUGGCCCAAACAGAGACAAAACCCCCAUCCAAACUCAUCCAGAAGUACCAACAACUCCUAAGGCUUGUGACCCUAAUCUGAUCUUGGAUGCAGCUACAACUCUAAGAGAUGAAACAAUGUUCUUCAAGGACGGCUUUUUCUGGCGUAGUUCUCCGAGCAAAAGUGUGACACAACUUCCGAUCAAGCAUUUCUGGCUCAACGCUCCUAAUAAUAUAGAUGCUGCUUAUGAGGAUCCGGUGCAAGAUAAACUUUUCUUUUUCAAAGGUAGACAAGUCUGGGCAUUUAAUGGCAUUCAUCUUGAGCCCAGCUAUCCCAAGACUCUCAGCAGCUUUGGUCUGUCAUCAUUGGUGAGAAAUGUUAGUGCUGCCGUCCAUGACAAAUCCUCAGGAAAAACACUGCUCUUCAUUGACAAAGUUUACUACAGAUAUAAUGAGAGGGCAAAGAAGAUGGACAGAGGGUAUCCCCAACUAGUGGAAAGUGGAUUUCCAGGGAUGACUGCAGAGGUUACAGCAGCCCACAUAUCCAACGGUUACAUUUAUCUCUACAGUGGGACAAAUGUGUAUGAGUUCGGAUUAUACAGUAAGAGGUUCUUGCGUUUGCUGAAGAACAAUUUUUUCUUGCCCUGUUAUUAGUUGAGCUUCCCUGAAGGAAGCGGAUGUAAAUUUACAUUUUUUAAAUGCAUGUAUAUAUUUAAACAAAUUAAUUGUUCAAUUAAUUUCUUUAUUCUGCUGUUUGUCACUGGACUUCUAAUAUAACUUAAAGAAUGCAUUUUUACACAAUCAAUUUAAUGUUGUUGUUUUUUAAUAAACUAAA